AUUAAUAAAAGGUUGAACAACACUUGACAACUGUCAUUUAACUUUGUUUUGAGGUUAUCUGCUUGUUAUCUGUCAUUUUACACCAAAUCAUCUAAAUCCGUUCUGGAUAGGUCUGUGAUAAAAACAGAACAAGUAUGGUUUGAUCUGUUACUAAUUGUAAAUAAUUAGCUCAUUAAAAAUUAUCACGUUUAAAAUGAGUGCGCAACCCAGCCCCGCAAACCAGAAUGUUGAUCGUGAAAAGAUUUACCAGUGGAUUCUCGAAUUAUCUAAUCCAGAAACUAGAGAGAAUGCCCUUUUAGAAUUAAGUAAAAAACGCGAAGUUGUACCCGAAUUGGCUCCCAUGUUAUGGAAUAGUUUUGGCACAAUUGCUGCCUUAUUACAGGAAAUUAUAAACAUCUACCCUGCCAUAAAUCCACCCACAUUAAACGCCCAUCAAUCAAACAGAGUCUGUAAUGCUUUAGCUUUAUUACAAUGUGUUGCUUCUCACCCGGAAACAAGAUCUCAAUUUUUAUUGGCACAUGUACCUUUAUUUUUAUACCCUUUUUUGCAUACCGUAUCGAAAACUAGACCGUUUGAGUAUUUAAGAUUGACUAGUUUGGGUGUUAUUGGAGCUUUAGUAAAGACUGAUGAACAAGAGGUUAUUACAUUUUUAUUAACUACAGAAAUAAUUCCUUUAUGUUUACGCAUAAUGGAAUCUGGAUCAGAAUUAAGCAAAACAGUAGCCACAUUUAUUCUUCAAAAAAUACUUUUAGAUGAUAGUGGUUUGUCAUAUAUUUGCCAAACUUAUGACCGUUUUAGCCAUGUUGCAAUGAUUUUGGGUAAAAUGGUUUUAUCUUUGGCAAAAGAGCCAUCGGCAAGACUUUUAAAACAUGUUGUGAGGUGUUAUUUGCGAUUGUCUGAUAAUCCUAGAGCUAGAGAGGCUUUGCGUCAAUGUUUACCUGACCAAUUAAGGGAUCAAACAUUUACACCUUGUUUACAAGAAGAUAAAUCAACGAAUCAUUGGUUAUCACAAUUAUUAAAAAAUUUGGAUACCCCAGCUCCAACAACGGAUCCACGUCAAGUGGGGAUUUCUCCACUGACGUCCCAAUAAAACACAGAAAACACGUUCAUUAUUAUAUAACUUUUUUCUAAGGGUUUAUAAAUGUGAUCAGACUCGAUUAAAAAAGAAUAUUAUAAAAAAGGAUAAUCAAUUAAUAUUAUUUUGAACGGAAAAAAGUGUUUAUUGUUUUGGAGUUUUUAAGUAUGCGUUCUAUUUUUUUCUUCAUAAUACCUUAUUAUAUUUACAAUUCGUAGUAUUGUUGUAUGUAUAGGAUAAUGGAAUAAAAAAUAUUUUUUCUUUUUUCAAAA
Molecule: messenger RNA, 1347 nt
Organism: Onthophagus taurus
Lineage: Eukaryota; Metazoa; Arthropoda; Insecta; Coleoptera; Scarabaeidae
Gene: Rcd-1
Product: Required for cell differentiation 1
Biological process (GO): mRNA catabolic process
Cellular component (GO): CCR4-NOT complex
Source: RefSeq, a predicted model, not a curated record